AUGGCCUCCGAAGUUUACCCCCAAACCACCACCACCAACACACCAACACCACAACCAAUAAAGAAUGUUCAAGCCGACUCUUAUAGUCUUCUUUGGAAGAAGGCUACACAAGAUAAAAGAAGAACUCCACUAAAUGAAUUGAUUACUUUCGAUUGGUCAAGAGAUGAUCAGUCAGUUGGUAAAUUUAUAGAGUUUGUUAUCAAUUUGGUUACAUUCAAUCAGAGUUAUGCAAUCGAUGCAUUCACUCUGCUGGGCACUGCAUUCGAACCUUAUAAACAGGCACUUGCCAACGGCACCAAAGUAGACUAUGAAAAGUGGGAGAAGAUCUCAAUGAAGGUUCACUUCUCACUGAACAAGAUCGUCAGUGUACUACCACUCAGCUCACCAAGUCUAGCAGAUAUUUUAAUUCAGAAAUUCCCACACACCAUUCACCCACUUGAAGUACACCACUUUUUCCUCAAACACGUCCUUUUGGUAACUCGUUACUGUCCAUCCAUUUCCUCAAAAAUAAUUGCCGCCGCCGUAAAUACACUAGUUUUAAUAGAUACAUCCAUUACAAUUGAAGAAAUACCUGGAGAUGAUGAGUUGCAGUUUGAUGAUUUCGAAGGAACUGGAAAGUCAGAUUCGACCAAUGAACAACAAGAAAAGAAUACAAUCAACGCUCAGAAGCUGGAUGGUUUGAUGCUUUUGAUGUUCCAGUAUUUGGAUGCACGUUUCGGUAAGGGCAAGGAAGGAAAUAUUUUUGUGAUCGGUGGAAUCAACGAUGCCGAGACCAGUCAGAUGGACGAAGUUUUCCAUUCCCUAGUGAAAGCAUUCGAUUCCAGUGUCCUACCAACCUACAAGAGUAAAUAUACACAGUUUCUGUUGUUGUAUGCCUCACGCUUCCAGCAGUUUGGAUCUACUUUUACACCACUCGAUUUCAAUACAACGCUGUUGGUGGCGCAAUCCAAGCCGUCACAGAGUCCAACGCGACCUCAGCGCUGGGCGGCACCCGGUAUUCUCAUGGCAGAGUCAUACAUCCGUUACCUCUGUGGAAAGCUGGCAAACGAGACCGUUCCAUCCAUUCUCAGACAAUCACGACUAUCCAAACGGCGUGCAGCCAGAGAAACACCGCGAACUCUUCCAGGAUCUCCACGAAGCGUUCCAAAAGAUCUCGUUCUCCCGAUUGAAUCCGUUCAAAAUCUGCUCAAAGAAUGUCGUCAAGCAGUUCUGCGCGGUGUGUCUGCGUCGCAAUCCUCAAAGUUUGUCGAUGGCUGCUACCUACAUUGGAGCGACGUCAAGAAGGACGACGACGACAUCGACCUCGAGGAGAUGUCCGACAACGAAGAAGAGGAAGAGCAAGACGACAACGACAAGAAGAAGGACGACACUGACUCUGAAUUCGAUGAUUUCGAUGAGGACGACUCUGACUCUGAAUCAGAGUCAGAUGAAGACGACUCUGACGACGACGAAUCUUACACAUCGGAAAUCGACCAACUCACAGAAGAUUUCAGAUCAUUCACCCCAAACACUGGUAUGCCCGAUGUAGCUCAACAGCAUUUUAAAAGCAGAGGUUUCUUAAAUUAA
This is a messenger RNA of Heterostelium album PN500, 1566 nucleotides long. RefSeq lists its product as uncharacterized. The transcript has 5 exons. Gene Ontology annotation, biological process: transcription initiation at RNA polymerase I promoter. The record is from RefSeq and is a predicted model, not a curated record. Gene Ontology annotation, molecular function: RNA polymerase I core binding; RNA polymerase I general transcription initiation factor activity. Gene Ontology annotation, cellular component: nucleus. The coding region runs from base 1 to 1566 and encodes 521 amino acids. Lineage: Eukaryota; Evosea; Eumycetozoa; Acytosteliales; Acytosteliaceae.